AUGAAAACACGUACGUGCCAACUGGGAUUAGAUGACCGUUGGGAUUCUCUUUCUAAUCUAUCUAUCUAUCUAUCUAUCUAUCUAUCUAUCUAUCUAUCUAUCUAUCUCUCUCUCUCUCUCUCUAUAUAUAUAUAUAUAUAUAUAUAUAUAUAUAUAUAUAUAUAUAUAUAUCAAUCUAUAUAUCUAUCUAUAUCUAUCUCUGUAUAUCUCUAUCUAUCUAUCUAUCUAUCUAUCUCUAUAUAUCUAUCUCUAUAUAUCUCUAUCUCUAUCUGUAUCUAUCUAUCUAUCUAUCUAUAUCUAUCUCUAUAUAUCUAUCUAUCUAUAUCUAUCUCUCUAUCUAUCUCUAUCUAUCUAUCUAUCUAUCUAUCUAUCUAUCUAUCUAUAUCUCUAACUAUCUAUAUCUAUCUAUCUGCCUAUAUCUAUCUAUCUAUCUCUAUCUAUCUAUCUGUCUAUAUCUAUUUAUAUCUCUAUCUAUUUAUAUCUAUUUAUAUCUCUAUCUAUUUAUAUCUCUAUCUAUUUAUAUCUCUAUCUAUUUAUAUCUAUUUAUAUCUAUCUAUAUCUAUAUCUAUUUAUAUCUAUUUAUAUCUAUCGAUAUCUAUUUAUAUCUAUUUAUAUAUAUAUAUAUUUAUAUCUAUUUAUAUCUAUAUAUGUAUGUAUAUAUAA
Molecule: messenger RNA, 663 nt
Organism: Acanthosepion pharaonis
Lineage: Eukaryota; Metazoa; Mollusca; Cephalopoda; Sepiida; Sepiidae
Source: the annotation of a GenBank genome assembly